UGUGCUUCUACCCGCUAACUCGGCCACAAACAGGCUAAUGCGGAGGGCUUUUUGAACGAGGCUCUGCUCUGGAUGAACGAAAGGCUAGAUAGUUAUAUGCUUGUGAAUGAUUGUAUAGGGCUGCGUAACGUUUGUAUAUGUGCGACGCUCUCUGAUCUAACGUUACACCUGUACUACAUACGCGAUAUCCGGACGUGCGUCCAUCACAGCUGAUCGUGAUUGUGUGAAACGUUUUGCAGGCUGAAAACUUUAUUUUCAAUCUUUUGAGAAAAAAGCUCAUCAGCGAAGGGGGAGUGGCCGUAUAUGUUCGUUAAUGGUGGAAUCGGGGUGCGGUAUCUGUGACGGAGGGGCACGGCCCGUGGGUGGGGCCUCACAGCACCCGUGAUCAUGUCACGCCCCGUGGGGACCCGAGAGCUAAGGGCCACGCGGAUUACCCUUCUGGCCGUGUUAACGCUGUGUGUGGGUCUCUUGAUCAAGCAAAGUCACGCUGUCCCACUGAACGAUGUUAAGCAAGCUGAGUUUGUCCAAUCACUGAACGACUACCGAGUCAUUGUACCCGCACGGGUAAAAAGUACAGGGGAAUUCCUGUCCCAUAAUCUCCAUCCUCGUGCUCAUCACAACGUCCGGAAGCGGAGUGUGGAUGCUUCGCGGAGCGAUAGUGAAAAUGAAAGGACGUUGCAUUAUAACUUGACUUUAGAUAACCAACGCGUGCAUUUAGAAUUACGGCCAAAUGACAAGUUCCUCGGACGUCAGGUUGUUGUUGAACGAUGGAAGAGCCGGUAUGGAAAUUUAUCUGAUGUUUCUGUGCGGAAACUCAAAGAUAGGAAUGGCUGCCAUUAUAUUGGAACAGUUCGAGGGGAGACGUCGUCGAAAGCUGCCAUUGCUACAUGUCAAGGAUUGAUGGGAUAUUUUGAAUCGAAUGGAGAAGAAUAUUUUAUUGAGCCUGUGAAAGGUCACAAAGGUUCUUUGGAUGAAGGUCAUCCCCAUCUGGUGUACAAGCGCUCAGCGAUUCCUUCACACCUACGGGUAUCAUCAGCCAAUAAGAUCGAGGGAACAUGUGGUGUCCAAAGUGACUAUGAGGAAGAGAUUCGGAAGAGGGAGCGGUGGGAGAGACAUCGGCGAAACGUUGCAGGACGUAAAGGAGAGACGCGCGAGCAUCGCCGACAGAAGCGCUCCAUCUCUAUUGAGAAGCACGUGGAGACCCUGGUGGUGAUUGACCCUAUCAUGGUGAAAUACUACGCCAACUCUGACCUGGAGACUUAUGUGUUGACUAUCAUUAACAUGGUGUCGAGUGUGUUUCACGACGCCAGCAUAGGUAACGCUGUCAACAUAGUCCUGGUGAAGAUCAUCUUAUUGGAAGAGGAUCAGGAAGGUUUGACGAUUACCCAUCAUGCUGAUAACACUCUAAGCAGUUUCUGUAAGUGGCAGAAAAAACUCAACCCAAAAGAUGAGGCACAUCCCAAUCAUCAUGAUGUCGCCAUUUUGAUGACGAGAAAGAACAUCUGCUCUCGUAUGAACCAGCCAUGUGGCACCCUGGGCUUAGCGCAGGUGGCCGGGAUGUGUCAGCCCCACCGCUCAUGUAACAUCAAUCAGGACACGGGGCUUGCUCUGGCUUACACUCUCUCUCACGAACUGGGACACAAUUUUGGGAUGAGGCAUGAUGGGGUUCACAACGAGUGUGAAUCCCCGAAUACAGGACGUCAGCACGUGAUGGCGCCACACCUCAUGGCUGACAGCGUCCCCCUGGUGUGGAGUCCAUGCAGCAGACAAUCCAUCACACGAUUUACAGAUCGUAACUGGGGGUUCUGCCUGGAUGACGAGCCCUCCCCCCACGACUUUGAGUUUCCCGUGCUACCCCCAGGGACCAUGUAUGACGCGGAUCACCAAUGUACGCUACAGUAUGGGCCCAAGGCUACAGUCUGUGAUGGCAUCGAGAACGUAUGUGACACAUUGUGGUGCCGUGUGGAGAAUGGCUGCUCCACUAAACUAGAGGCUGCUGUAGAAGGGACACUGUGUGGAGAAAACAAGUGGUGUAUGAACGGGAAAUGUCAGAUGAUUGGGGACCGACCUGAGGCCAUAAAUGGAGAGUGGGGUGUGUGGGGUGGAUGGUCAGACUGUUCUCGGAGCUGUGGAGCGGGGGUGGCUUACUCCCAGAGGCACUGUGACAACCCACCGCCAUCCAAUGGUGGCAAAUACUGUAUAGGGGAACGAAAACGAUAUAGGAUCUGUAACACUGACCCCUGUCCAGAUGGGAAGCCCAGCUUCAGACAGUUUCAGUGUGCAGAGUUCAAUUCCAAACCUUACAAGAAGAAGUAUUAUGAGUGGGAGCCGGUACCAGCACCCAACACUCCCUGCCAGCUCCACUGUAAACCCAAAGACAACUAUUUCUCGGUACUUCUGAAGGACAUAGUGACGGACGGAACACCAUGUUCUCUGAAUGGACGUCACAUGUGUAUCGGAGGACGUUGUAGGCAUGUGGGUUGUGACUGGGGGCUGGACUCCAAUGCUGAGGAUGACCGGUGUGGAGUCUGCCACGGGGACGGGUCAAGUUGCUUGACUGUCAAACAACAGUUCAAGGACAAGCAAGGAAAUGGUUAUGUGGAAGCCACAGUAAUUCCUGAGGGAGCAAGAAAUAUACGUGUAGAGGAAGUCGCAGAGGCCACAAACUACCUGGCCCUGAAGAGUGACAAGGGAGACUACUUGCUGAACGGGAACUGGUUCAUCCAGUGGAGCGGGGAUUACGAGAUGGCGGGGACAGUGGUGCAGUAUCGUCGUGUGGGAAACAAGGAGAGUUUCGAGGCCUCUGGGCCACUCAAGGAACCCCUACAUAUCAUGCUGUUGUUUCAGUCCCACAAUCCGGGCGUAAUGUUUGAAUACACAGUACCCAAUGAAAAUGCCACGGAUGAGCGACACCCGGAGUUCUACUGGGAGUUCACGGAUUGGUCACAUUGUACUGUGUCGUGUGGAGGAGGUUCACAGAGGUCCCAUGUGAUCUGUAUGGAGAGAGAAGCUGGACAUGUUGACGAUCGCUACUGUAAUGCUACCACAAAGCAGGAUGAUCAAUCACGAUCAUGCAACAACCACCAAUGUCCAGCCAGGUGGUGGCUGGGACCAUGGCAACACUGUUCAGCAACAUGUGGCAACAAGGGACUCCACCGACGCACGGUGAUUUGUGUCAGAAGCUUGGGACCCGAUGAGCAGAUAGCACUUGAGGAUUCUGCUUGUGACGGUCUGGAGAAACCUACAUCUGUGGAGCCAUGCCGGAAAAAGAAACCUCCGUGCCCUGAGAAUGGGAACUGGGUGGUCGGAGAGUGGCAAGAUACAUGUAAUGGUAACCCUUGUGCCUAUCAUGAACGGACUGUGGAGUGUGACAAACCUAAGGCUGGUUGUGACAAGGCGACUAAGCCAGCCCACAAGCAGCAGUGUGGGAACAUCACCUGUGGUCAGUGGGAGGCGGGCUUGUGGUCACAGUGCACACGAUCUUGUGGUGGUGGGAUGCAGUACCGUAAUGUUUAUUGCGAUGGGGGUCAGUCAUGUGACCUGGAAAUGGAACCUCCUGCCGAGAGACAUUGUCUGCACGUGACUUGUCCAGAAACAACUGUGAAACCAACUAUGCCGAAACCAUCUACAACUACAAUGGAGAGUAUUACAACAACAGCAACGAGUACUACAACAACAAUAAAACCUAGUACUACGACAACAACAACAAGUACUACCACAACAACACCUCCAUCACAACCAAGCACAGCAAAAAUGACCAGUCCUCCAACAUCCAAAAGACACUCGGAAUUUUCAAGAGCUGAUAAAUACGUUUUUCCAACAGUGCCAGCUGUACUUGUUCCUGAAAAUGAGAAAAUAAGGGAAACAGCUGAAAGAAACUCAUCAGGUGAUUUAGAAGGACAUGUAAAGGCACCAGCAAAUAUUGAGAUUAUAGAAACAACUAAAGCAGAAAAUAUAGAACAGGCUGAAAGCGAAGAAAGUAUAGGCAAAGAAAAAGCUAAGCCAUUAACAAUUAAUAAAGGAUCUGAAAUUAAGCUUAUUGGGACAGCUGAUCAUGAUAUAGGUUCAGAGGAAAACUUAAGCGCAGAAAACUUUCCACCCGUAGUAGAGGAAGGUGGUUAUGAAAGUGAUCCAGUCAUCUCUGAGGGUGAAAUAGAAGAAGACGAACGUGGUGACUUGCAUAAUAUAAAUCUAGCUGAUAAUCAGCCUAGCAUAAUAUCAUCUAUCAACUCAGAAACUAAACUCAGUGGAGUCCCCUAUAGUAAGCAUCAGGAGGUAGUCAACAUAGCAGGAAAGCCUGGACUGGCCCACCCAAGGGCAGAGAACUCUAGGCGCAACAGGGGAGAUAACUCUCAUCAACUUCUACGGGACAACUCUAAAAGAAGAAGAACCUCUCUUAGGACUACUACUACCUCAACCACUACCACAACCACAACCACAACCACAACUCCACAACAUGUUCAGUAUAUAUGGUUGUCAGGAGAAUGGAGCAAGUGUUCCAGACACUGUGGUGGUGGAGUGAAGUCAUGGAAUGUCACCUGUGUGGAGAGUGACAGUCAUCAGCCAGUAGAAAACAGCCUCUGCGAGGAGAGUGAGAAACCUGCUAACAGAGUUAGUUGCCACACUUGGGCCUGUCAGGAGUGGAGCGCAACAGCCUGGACCCCAUGCUCCGAGACUUGUGGUAUUGGACUGGAGAAGAGGCAUGUACACUGCCCGUCCCACCAUGGCUGUGACCCUCAACACAAGCCUGCCCAUGUCAGGCCAUGCCAAGUGACACCAUGUAAAACCUGGGUGCCUGGAGAAUGGAGCAUGUGUUCCCGAACCUGUGGUCAGGGGGAGCAACUGCGGAUGAUCCAAUGUGUUAAUCUGACCAAUCAAAGGACAGACUCGGGAUGUGAUGAGAGAGAGAAACCAGAAGCACGAAAAAUCUGUCAAAAUGCAGAAUGCCCUAAACAAGAAGCAGCUUUAGUAAGUGAGUGUGUGUUGAACAAGAUGGGAUACCGUCUCUGUGAAGCUUUAAAGACAAGAGGCCAUUGUAAGAGAGCAUUUGUACAAAGAAAGUGCUGUAAAACCUGUGGAGUGGACUACUUUCAAGUAUACAGAGAAGCGCCUAGGAAACCUCAUCGCAAAUAUGGUUCACGUCGUCACUGAUUGGAUGUAUACUUCAGGAAAAUUGUCACAUCAGAAAAAAUCUCCUGUGAGGACUGAGAAAAUUUCUGAUAUGGCUGCAACCUCUACUCAAACUGAAGUUUGUGCUCAAUGAAUAUUCAGACUGUGGCAGAAUUUCAGCCAAUCGUUGAAUAUUUUCUGCACCCUAUGCUGAGGAACCUGAAUUUAGGAAUUCAAGAUGGCUGCAGGUCAGUGCAGGGUGGAAAGCUGAAAAGCUGUUAAGACUAUCUCUUCUCAUAUCCAAACAGAGUGAAUUUGUUGAAGGGUGGACUCAAAAUGAUUAAACUCAAAUCUGGAUGUUUUUUGUAUUAAAUUGUGCCAAAUCACAGUUUGUCUUUGAAAUUCAGUGUUGUUUUGCUGUCCUGGAGAAAACUGUGCUCUUGUUUUGCUUUGUGGACAUAUGAGAUACGGUACAGAUGGUAAUGAUGUUCCAUUUCUAUUUUGUGGACUUUGCAUUAGUUAUAAUAUGUCAUUCAGCUAUUUAAUAUGUUUAUACAGUACACCAGUGAAUUAAAUCUAAUGUUGCCAUGGAAUAGGCUUUAACACCUUGGUCUUCUCAGCUGAUAUUUGAAGACAUUCGGUAUCAUUAUAGAAGUAUUAACAAACACUAAUUUCAGCCCCUCUGUGUGGAUAAAUCUGUAAUCUUGUGAGAUAACUCAUGUGUCUGCUAAUAAUAUUAUACCAACAUGUAGGAUUUUUGAAUGGUUUCCAGAAGAGAUCAACUUCUUACAAGCAAAGUUAAAGGAUACAAUUUUGGCAGAAAGUCUUUAAAGAAGACUUGAGGAAAUAUAAGCUAUUGAUGUUUUGACGGAAGUAAGUAAGUAGUUAAGAGUGAAAAACUUUGCGCAAUUUGCAUGCAUAAAAACUUAUGUUUGUCAGGUUUACCUCUAAUAACAAUGCCACAGAUGUAUUAAAAUAUUUCAAAAUUUCUUCAAAUGAAUCUGCAUCACUUGGGAAAACUUUCUUUAUCUGAAAGUUUGAGAAUUUUAGAGUAAAACUUUUUAAUGACUCCAUUGAUCUUAUUAACAUCCUUUGCUGGACAUUGUUUGAAUCACUUCUAAAGCCCAGUGAAUUAUCUAGUAACGCAUGUGUCAAGAAGUAGGUGUUGACAGUAACAUUAAACAAAGAGAAAAACUUUCAUUCCUUUGUGAGUUGGUCAUCAUAAGUCUUGUCAUUUGGUGUAUGAAAUUUUGUGAUAUAAGUGUUUGUUAACUUUAUUGGAUGAUGCUGAUCGUAAAAUUGUAUACUGCAAAUAAAUUAGUUGUAGUUUAGUAUUUAUAGGGUAUAUGUCAUGUAUUUCACCAAGAUGUCAUAAUUUAAAAGCAAAAAGACAAUCCAUGUGUUUCUUCCCAAGACAAGGGUAUAGACCAGUUUUUAAAGACUGGCAUAUUAUCCAAAAUAUUCAGUUUUUUGAACAUUUGUAAUUGCAUGUAAAAUUAUAACUUUGCAUUUGUCUAUGGCAAAAUCUCAAGUGACAGUAUUUAUACAAUGUGCUUAAAUAUCGUCCAGUGUCUUAUAAUUUUAUAUUGUAAAAGUGAAAAUUGAUAUGCCA
This is a messenger RNA of Liolophura sinensis, 6721 nucleotides long. RefSeq names its product A disintegrin and metalloproteinase with thrombospondin motifs 7-like. Gene Ontology annotation, cellular component: extracellular matrix. The coding region runs from base 388 to 5151 and encodes 1587 amino acids. The transcript has 25 exons. Lineage: Eukaryota; Metazoa; Mollusca; Polyplacophora; Chitonida; Chitonidae. The record is from RefSeq and is a predicted model, not a curated record. Gene Ontology annotation, molecular function: metalloendopeptidase activity. Gene Ontology annotation, biological process: proteolysis; extracellular matrix organization.